ACGCACCAAGUCUAUCAACAGGCGGGUUAGCUCUGCUGAUCUCCAGUAUGUCCCUGUUUGCGCUGGCCUACCUCAAGUCUGAUUACAUCAGCAUUGUGCACGGCGAGUACCUGAGGAUGUUGGUGACCACCACUUUGUUCUGCAUCCUCGUCAGCCUGAUUCUGUUUGUCCUCAACAUCUUUGAAAUGCUUCCUGGCAGUAGCUCAGACUUGUGCUCACUGAUGUCAUUCUUCUAUGGGAGCAACACCUGUGUACACCUGGGCCACGUGGAGCUGAAAUAUUUCUUUUACGUUCAUGUUGGGCUGGUGGCCUGGGCCCUACUUGACCAGCUGAUUGUCUUGAACGUCAUUGUAGAGCGCCACAUCACUGCACCCGUGGCUUUCCUGCUGAUCACACAGUUCCUAUACAUUGGCCACAUGUUGCUGUAUGAGAAGUUUGUCAAAGCUGCUCCGUUCGUGUUAUAUGAGGGCCUCGGCUUCUUCUGGUUGAUGCGUGUGUUGAUGUAUUUGCCUUUCUUUCAUUCGCUGCCGCUAUAUUAUGCAGCUACCACGGAAAUAGUACUCUCUAAGCCAGCUAUCCUGGCAGACUGUGUAUUUUUCUUGUUUGGCUUUGUCAUUUACAUCAGUGCUUUACAUCAGAGAGAAAGCUUCCUUGCUGAUCCUAGCAAUUUCAAAAAAAUGAAAUCAAUUGUUGCCCAAAAUGGCAGGCGGUUGUUGGUGAGUGGCUACUGGGGGAUUGUCCAGAAGCCAGAUUACCUGGGCUACGUGAUUAUGUGGACAUCUUGGACAGUGGUGUGUGGUUUCAGCGGUCUGUCGGUCAUCGUGCUGCUGGUGAUGCUGGCGACCGUUUACAUGUGGUUGAGACAGAGCAGUCAGUUCAAGCAGAACAUGUUCGGUGGAGCCUGGACCAAAUACACCCACCAAGUUCCCAAACAGGUCAUCCCACACGUCUUCUAG
Candidula unifasciata is the source of this 956-nucleotide messenger RNA. NCBI's taxonomy places the organism in Eukaryota, Metazoa, Mollusca, Gastropoda, Stylommatophora, Geomitridae. The record is from the annotation of a GenBank genome assembly.